Molecule: messenger RNA, 546 nt
Organism: Penicillium cinerascens
Lineage: Eukaryota; Fungi; Ascomycota; Eurotiomycetes; Eurotiales; Aspergillaceae
Product: putative GPI anchored protein
Exons: 1
Coding region: 1-546 (181 amino acids)
Source: RefSeq, a predicted model, not a curated record
AUGAAGUUCUCACUCCUCACCACCGCUUUGUUCCUCUCCGGCGCUGCCUACGCUACCCCGGAUGGCAUUGACGUGGGCUCGAUCAUCUCCGCCGCCGAAGGCGCGGCCGCAACCGCCUCCGCCGGCGGCGAGUCAAUCGGCUCUGAAGCCCGCGCGGGAGCAACCUCCAUCGCCCACGCUGUGGAAACAGGCGGCUCAGCCGCAAUUGCGAGUUUGACUGGCGACGCCGCCUCGAUCGGAUCCGCCGCCGCCAGCGCCGCCAGCACGAUUGCCUCGGACGCUUCCUCCGCGGGUUCGGAUAUUGCUAGCAAGGCUUCGACUUGGGCUACGCACUUCACUACAACUGAUGCGCAGGGCCACAAGACUACCGAGACUAGUGUUAUUACAAGCAAGGCUAGUGCUGCGGCGAAUGCUGCCACCAACACUGGCUCUAGCUCUGCUUCGGCCGCCUCCUCUACUGGUACCAACGCUGCUGGUGCCGGGCCUCACGCCAUGGGUGCUGCUGUUGCAGGCCUUGGUAUGCUUGGUGUCAUGGUUGCCCUGUAG